Molecule: messenger RNA, 819 nt
Organism: Scylla paramamosain (green mud crab)
Lineage: Eukaryota; Metazoa; Arthropoda; Malacostraca; Decapoda; Portunidae
Product: cuticle protein AMP1A-like
Exons: 3
Coding region: 183-689 (168 amino acids)
Cellular component (GO): chitin-based extracellular matrix
Molecular function (GO): structural constituent of chitin-based larval cuticle
Source: RefSeq, a predicted model, not a curated record
UACUGCGAGGACAGGAGGAAGGAAUGUGGUCGACGCGGUGAAGGGAAGGAAGGAAUGGCACCAAGGGCGUCUCUCCCCGUAGGUCAGCACGGGAGGGCGGUCCUGCUAGGAAGAGAGCCGCUAUAAAAGGUGCAGGACCCAUCUCCAGAGCAUCAGUGUCUCGCCUCCACUAGACUCCAGAGAUGAAGCUCCUGAUCGUAGCAGCCCUAGCCGUCGUGGCCACCGCCGACUCCCAGAACACUUACAGCCUUCCCCAGACGUACUCGGCCCCCGCCCCCUCCGUCAGAUCAGAGUUCGUAGAGGUGGUGCCCAUUGUUAGAGACGACCGCGCGCACUCCGAGGACGGCAGGUACAGCAUGGACGUGGAGACAGCAAAUGGCAUUGCCAUGUCGGAGUCUGGCUCCCCCAGUGGUCCGGAAGGCGCCGUGAUCAAGGCAGGAGAGUACUCCUACACCGCCCCUGACGGUACUUUUGUCCAGAUGAAAUUCGUCGCCGACGAGAACGGCUUCCAGCCCCAGUCUGACCUGCUCCCCGUGGCACCCGCCUUCCCCCACCCUAUCCCCCAGUUCGUGUUGGACCAGAUCGCCUUCGCCGAGGCGGAGGAUGCCGCCCGCGCCCGCGCCGAGGCCUCACAAGUGAGAUCUGCCUCCGUACCCGCGCCUGGUCGCUACUACGGGGCGCCGCAGUAAAUGAGUGUUUACAACACCAAGGACGAAGAUGGAUGUGGUACCGAGACACUAAUAAUAUAUUGAUUGUAUAGUAUUUAUUUACCAGCGACUGUGCACAAUGAAUGAAAAAAAAAAAAAAAUGUCUUCUUUA